This is a messenger RNA of Strongylus vulgaris, 932 nucleotides long. The record is from the annotation of a GenBank genome assembly. NCBI's taxonomy places the organism in Eukaryota, Metazoa, Nematoda, Chromadorea, Rhabditida, Strongylidae.
AUGGGCUGCAAAAUCAAGGCGCUGCGAGCCAAAACUAACACCUAUAUCAAAACCCCUAUUCGGGGAGAAGAUCCAGUCUUUGUCGUCACAGGAAAAGCUGAGGAUGUACUUGAAGCAAAAAGGGAAAUUGAGUGUGCAGCUGAGCAUUUUACGCAAAUUCGAGCUAGCCGCCGUCAUUCACACGGUGGAGCACCCGCACCUGGCCAUGUUACUCUAUAUGUUCGUGUUCCCCUCCGGGUUGUAGGACUUGUCGUAGGACCAAAAGGAGCAACAAUCAAAAGAAUUCAGCAGGAUACUCACACCUACAUAAUAACACCAAGCCGUGAACGAGAACCAAUAUUUGAGGUGACUGGAUUACCACAGAAUGUCGAAGCAGCUCGCAAAGAAAUUGAACAGCACAUCUACCAACGCACCGGUAAUAUGCCUAUGACUGACCCAGAUGCUUCUAUUUCUCAAUACUCCAGCUUGCAGAAUAAUCUAUCACUGGCCGCUUCGGCAUCGGCUGCGGCUCGCUCGGCGUAUGGCAGCUUGGCUCAGCCGCCGGUUCGUCGCACUAUUGGCAAUGAAAACUUACCAGACUAUAGAGCUAUGGAUAGAAAUGGAUACAAUGGACUUUCUGGUUUGCUGCGUGGUUAUCCACAAACGACGAAAACAGCUUCGUAUUCUGCCGGAGGCUCUCCGCCUGCUGUUUCGCCGUCAUUCUUUGGAUCCUCCUCAUCAAGCACAACGUCAAAUGCUUUCCAGCCUUGGUCGAAUAAUUUGUACACUGGACUCGGACUAAGCGAAGCUUCAGAUUUGUUCUCUACUCGUUCUUCCGUCUUAUCUGGAGCAUCAUUGUGGUCCUCUGGUUUCGGUUCAAUGUCCUGUGGCCAACAGAUUCCGUCGAACCAGCGUGAUGAAGGGCUCGGAGAUUCACCACCGAACAAGUGAGU